ACAAUGAGAACAGCUUGAAAGACCUCAACUCUAUUUUGAUCAAUCAGGAUCAUCAUGUCAAUCAACAGCGACAUAUUUGCUUUGGAGUUUGGUCUGGAGCUAGCUAGCUCGACUCCUUCUCCGAGAGCUAGAAGUCAAAAGCUGGACCAAACAAUGAUUUGUGAUUUCGGCCAGCGCCUUAUUGCAAUAGUUGUCGAGCUUUAGGGUCUGAACUUCUGAUCCCCAAUGAUCAGAAGAAGCAUGUUCACCAUCAUGGCGUAGAGAUUUUGUGUGGAAGGAGAUUGAUAACUGUGGCGUCCAUGUAGUAGUAAUGCGCUCCUUCAUCACACCCCUGUGUCAUGGGUACGAUGUGAAAUUUUCUCCGUUCGCUCGCGACUUAUUGGCUUGUGUCGGAGGCCAGCACUAUGGAAUCAGCGGUCAAGGUAGCCUGUUCGUGCUUCAGCUGACCGAUGAAGGGUUGAAACUGUUCAAUCGAGGAGAAUGGUGCGACACUCUCUUCAGCAUAGCCUGGAGUGAGAAUAAUGAAAGGCUGUUAGUCUGUGGCUCCGGAGACGGUUCUAUUCAGCUAUGGGACACGGCCGUUGGUGCUGCCAAUCCCGACGUCGCCAUGGUUCCACACCUUACGUUGAAGGAGCAUAGCCUGGAAGUCAGCGAUGUCUGCUGGGCUUGCCCGCGCGGCGGCCCUCAGCAGCUUCUCUCCGCCUCCUGGGACAGCUCUGUCAAGCUGUGGGACGUUGAGGCAGCCAAGGGCUCACUGCGCACCUUCCGAAGCCACGCAGGACCGAUCUACUGCGCCAAGUGGUGCCCGCAUGCUCCUGGUCUCUUUGCGUCUGUUGCAGCUGAUGGGACUGCAGCUCUCUGUGACGUACGGUCAGCGGCAACGGGCGUACAGAACGUCUUCCCAUGCCACCAGGCCGAGGCGCUGAGCUUUGACUGGAAUAAGUAUGCGCCUCACUUGCUGGCGACCGCCUCGGUGGACGGCUCUGUGCGCGGCUGGGACACGCGGCACCCGGCUCAGCCAGUGUUCGUGCUGCAGGGGCACGCGAUGGCCGUGCGGCGUGUGUGCUGCUCGCCGCACGCUGGCGAUCGGUACGCGACGGCGUCGUACGACUGCACGGUACGUGCCUGGUCCAGCAGCGCCGCGUCUACUGCAGCGUCCGGUGGUGCCCUGGGCAUAGGCCACUCGUCGUGCUUGCAGCAGCUGCACCAUCAUACAGAAUUUGUUUACGGCCUGGACUGCUCACUGCAUGAGCCUGGCCUAGUAGCGGACUGUAGUUGGGACUCCACCAUCAAGGUCUAUCAUCUGCCAGCACUUGUUGCAACAUAGCUAUCAUAACCUAUCAUCAUUCUAUGAUAUUUUUACUUGAUUUUGUAUUUGUUCCUUUUUUAACCAUUCCUUUGUUUAUUUUUUCAAACAAAAAGUUGAGAUUUAUUCUGUUCGGCAAGUCCCUGGACAACACAAUUUCCCAAUCCAUUUGCAUCA
This is a messenger RNA of Sycon ciliatum, 1483 nucleotides long. Its product is annotated as peroxisomal targeting signal 2 receptor-like. Gene Ontology annotation, cellular component: cytosol; peroxisomal matrix. The coding region runs from base 311 to 1327 and encodes 338 amino acids. The transcript is spliced from 3 exons. Gene Ontology annotation, molecular function: protein binding. Gene Ontology annotation, biological process: protein import into peroxisome matrix. The record is from RefSeq and is a predicted model, not a curated record. Lineage: Eukaryota; Metazoa; Porifera; Calcarea; Leucosolenida; Sycettidae.